AUAGUAUUUUAUACUGAAAAAUGAAAGCUGUCUUUCUAUUUUAACAGCUUUUAUCAGGCUUAAGUAAUAAAAGUUAAAUCAUAAUAAAGUCUUUGUACAAGGAUCCAACAUGGUUAUCCGAAUUUACUGGGCAAGCGUGACUGGAAAUAGAAAGAUAAACAGCGAUCAGUCAAGACUCAAAAAUGUGCUCGAAUGUUUUAAGUUAGAAUCAACGUGGAUUGAUGUGACGACAAGCAGAUCUGUCAUGAAUCAAAUGAGAAUGGAAUGCGGCAAAGCUAACGCUCUUCCACCACAGAUAUUCAACGAUGAUGUUUACCUUGGAGAUGUUGACGAUUUUAACGAAAGAAUAGAAGAUGGAUCGUGGAAAGCAUGGAUAGCCGGUAAUGCCGACAGUACUGAUAUCAACCUAGAUGCACCAGAAGAAAAUAUUUCAUGCAACCAGAACAAUUCCAACAACGAAUAUUCAACAAACCAGGUCGCAGAUGAAUCCGUCCCGAAGUAUACUCCGUCAGAGGAAAUCAAAAUUACCUCCAGUACGUCUGUUUCGUCCGCAGUUUCUAAUUUUGAAAAUAUUAACAAAAGUCCUAAAGUAUCAAGAAAAGUAGUGCAAAUUCAAUUUGCAAGUAACAGCGAAGAGCAGAAUACGGAAAAGUCUAAGAUGGACGAUGAGAGACGUCGAAGAAUUCUAGGCCUUGCACCCGCAGAAGAAAAUGGCGAAGUGAAAUGCUUGCAGGACAAAACGAAUGAGACAACUCAUGAAACAAAUGGAGUGAAAGAUAUCGAAUCGGCAAAAAUUAAAUCAAUUUAUGAAGCAGAGAAGGAGACUUCCUGAGCUACUCAGCAGUUGAUGUAUAUCUCUAUGUUACUCGAUAAUUAUAUUUGGGUUUUGAUGUCACUAAAUGUGCAUUUAUAUUUGGCGUGAACGAGUAAAAAACGAUGUCCCAGUUAUGGCUCAUUUUUAUAUUUUGUAUUUUGCUUUUAUUUUUUCAAGUAAACAUUUAUGGUUUCAUCCUUUUUUGGUCACUCCGUAUAAAACUAGUUUCAAAAUUUUAGAAUAAAGAAAGCUGAUCAUAAUUAUAAAACAUAUAUA
This is a messenger RNA of Styela clava, 1090 nucleotides long. RefSeq lists its product as uncharacterized. Gene Ontology annotation, cellular component: cytoplasm. The record is from RefSeq and is a predicted model, not a curated record. NCBI's taxonomy places the organism in Eukaryota, Metazoa, Chordata, Ascidiacea, Stolidobranchia, Styelidae.